This is a messenger RNA of Besnoitia besnoiti, 2457 nucleotides long. RefSeq lists its product as uncharacterized. The transcript has a single exon. Bases 1 to 2457 code for a protein of 818 amino acids. The record is from RefSeq and is a predicted model, not a curated record. NCBI's taxonomy places the organism in Eukaryota, Apicomplexa, Conoidasida, Eucoccidiorida, Sarcocystidae.
AUGCGUGCCUUGACGAAGAAGGGGCAUGAGGCGAGCUUCAGCGGCGGCCACGGCCAGGCCUGCAAGGAUGAAGAAGCUGCGCGCAGCUAUUUUCAGCUCGCCAAAGGCUCCAUCGAUGAGCACCUUCAGAAACCUGUAGAAUCCGUUAAUGGAAGCCUCUUUGACGCAGGCUGCGUCUUCGCUUCAGACACUGCCUCAGGGGGCGGGCGAGCGGCGAAGCCCGCGUGUCUCGCCUCCUCGCUUCCUCUUCAGUCGAUCGGUGUGCCGCCGCUUCUUCGUUUCCUCUCGCACCGAGGCAAGAGCCAGGCCGAGCGAACCAUGAGUGGCGGAAUGACAGCAACAUGCAGAGGCAAAGGCACACAAUGCCCAACGACGAGAGACUGCGAAGGCGGCGAAGCCGCCCACAGGCCAGAAGCAGCCACCGGCGAGUGUCGCGCGACGCCGCCCGUAAGCUCAGCCUCUUAUCCAUCAGGAAAAGGCGGAGAAGGAGGCAACGAACGCACACGAAGCAUCGAAAGAACUCGAUUUCAACGCGGCCGCCGUCCCCGCCGCCUUCGCCUCCUCCUGCGGGCUUUGCACGCCGGAGCGUCCUUCUGCUUGCCUCUCUUUGUCUUCUUCUUCCUGCUGUCAUUCCCUUCGCUCCUAGUGCGCCUUGGCCGCCAGCUCGGCCUGCGUUCUAUGCGAAGAAAAAGAAUAGGACUCACCCGUAUUCUGCAGAGGCGACUCCCUUUCAGCUGGUCGCCAGAGUUCUUCACAUGCUCUUCAGCCUCCUCGCCCGUCCGUGCGUGGCCACCGGAUGCCGUGCCGACUCUCGCGAGGCCUUUAGUUCCCCGCUGUCUGUCGCCGUCUCGUUCGACUGUCAUCACAUCGUCUCCUUGUCCUCCAGCGAAUGAUUCAUCUUUUCACUCGAGUGUGUCGCUUCCCUCAGGCUCUCUGCGGCCGUCCUCGGCAUCUUGUUCUCCUUCUAUCGCGUCUUCUGUCCACGUAGCGGCGUUUUUGGUGCACGCGGGCCCUCCACGUCCGACGUGGGAGGACGUGCUGUACAUACACCGCGAGGGGCUUUUAGCUUUCGCGCAAGGUGGCGACGCGCGUCUCCUUUCCGUGCGGGCUCCCAGCGAAGCUGCAGCUGCCUCCAUCGAUAAUCCUGCGGAAGAAAUGGAGCCCGCAGAGCUCGCGGAAGGACUCGUUCCUGAGUUGUCUCUCCAGCGUGUGAGCCGCGAGUUCGCCGAGCGGGUGUCGAGGAGUGAGGCCGAGCUUCGCGCAUUCCUUUCAGGCGCGACCGGAGGAACCGAAGAGGCGAAGGCGAGGCAGACGCCACGUGCAGAAGGAGCGGAAGCAAAUCGAAGAGGAGGCCAGUCCAGCCAAGACGCCAGCAGAGGAGAAGAGGGGGAGGCCGCAGUCAAGCCGCGAACUGACAGCGAGAAGCAGCACAGUGGAGAACGAGCCGGUCAAGCGCAGGCCGCGGACGGCGAGGGAGAGGAGGAAGACAAGCAGAGAGGCGCGAGGAAGCGCAGUGACCCAGUGGCUGGCGGCGAGCGGCUUUCGAAAGCUCUCUCGCGCGUAGUCCCGCGUUGUGCGAUGGGCGCCUGCAGCGGGCGAUGGCAGCCGUUUCGGAUGCCUUGGUUCAGGCUUAUUUCGCACACAGGCGAGCCAGUUGACGGCGAGCGGAAGGGACAGGAAGAACUCUUGUUGAGGGACUUCUACGAGAUCGCAGUUGUGCCUGCUUACUUGGCGUUCCUCGAAAACGUCGCGGAGAGACUGCUCGCCUCGUUUCGCCUCGAGUUCUCCUCCUUCGUCGCGGGUCUCCCUGCGUUCGACCUUCAAGCGCAAAAGCUGAGGUGUACAUACACCCGGGCGCUGCAGAAGGCAGCUGCAGCCGCAGCUCCGCGCACGUCGAAGCGCGCGCGCGCUUUCCUCCGCGCCCUCGUUCGUCAGGGCUGCUUCUUCUGCGGACCUUGCCCAGCAUUCGCGGACGAGUCCUCGCCUUCCUGCUCGUCGUUUUCAGACUCGGCGGCAGUGGCUGACGCGUGCGCCCAGUCUUCGCUGUCUGAUGGUGUGCCCUUGCGACCGUCUUUAUCCGCCCCUCUGGGCCCGCAGCUGCGGCCUCGACCGCCGCGGUGUCUCGCUUGCGUCCAGCGCGAGUUCGAGUUUGCUCUGGCCCGCUUGAUUGCGGAGCGCCGCGAAGAGGGGCGGGAGAUGGAGGAAGGCCGCCAAGCGAUGUCGCGCGAGUAUCAGAAGCGCCUCUUCGCCUUUCUGUUUCGCAAGGCGCUCGCCAGGUGGGGGCCGCUCGCGCUGCAGCUCCUCUGGCUCUACGCGAAGAAGAAAGUCCUCGAGGCCUGGCGACGCCGAACGGAGUCACGAGACGCGACGCCCAAAGCGGCGCCAGACGCGCGGGUUAGCCGCCUGGAAGAGAGGGCGAGCGGCAGCGCCAGCGAGGCGCCGGUGGAAGGAGCAUAG